AAAGCGAGUUCUGCUUCACUCAAGCCUUAACCCGCCAUGGCAGUAAGUCUGAUGCUUCUAGGGUUUUUGUUACUCGGAAGCGAUAGCGUCCUUGGGUCGAGUAGGGAAGAACUAGAUCCGAGGCCCCGCAAAGGGCCGUUAGUGCACGGUCUUGUUAAGGAGGCGGAGACUGGCGCGAAGGUAGAGCAUUGGAAGCGAGACACUGGCUCAUCCGGGAUACCAGCAUGGAUGAAGGACACAGGAAAAGCUUAUAAUGGAUACCCAUCACAGGUAACUUGCGCCCUCAAGCCGAUGUCAGAGGCAUACCACGAGCUGAAAGCACGCCGCUACCAAAACUGCGACCAGUACUUCCGGUGUCAAGGGAGUAAAAAGGCGGCCAAAUGUGGGCUGUUUAGCAAGCUGCUGGCAUCAGCUAUCAGCUAUGAUUACCGCUGGAGGACUGCAGGCCUGGAGACAUACACAUCAGCUGCUGACGAAUACGGGCGGAAAGGCGGGGACUGUCUGAAUAAGUAUUACUACGACACCCUCACUACCGAGAAAGUCUGCUGGUUACCAUGGCAACUCCAGGAAUAGUCUCGCCGUUACUGACUUGUCUCGAAGUCGUAUUUGAAAGGUUUGAAAUUUUACUACUGAAAGACAAAUGCGCCGGAAAGUUUUUAAUUAUGUAGAGCAGGAACAAUUAGGCACCUAAGACGCCUCCUUAAUAACGAUGUUACUUGUUUCUAUUCAAACCACGUAGGCCAUCAAAAGGUCAUCGUUGGGCUACCUGUGUCUGAGCUUUUACGAGGUAUACGCACCUUAAAUAUGGAAGUAAGAACUUGAUUGAAAUAAAAUCGGUAGAUG
Nematostella vectensis (starlet sea anemone) is the source of this 843-nucleotide messenger RNA. RefSeq lists its product as uncharacterized. The transcript has 3 exons. The record is from RefSeq and is a predicted model, not a curated record. Bases 37 to 573 code for a protein of 178 amino acids. Lineage: Eukaryota; Metazoa; Cnidaria; Anthozoa; Actiniaria; Edwardsiidae.